Messenger RNA from Dendronephthya gigantea, 1131 nucleotides. RefSeq lists its product as uncharacterized. Gene Ontology annotation, molecular function: acetyltransferase activity. The record is from RefSeq and is a predicted model, not a curated record. Bases 96 to 992 code for a protein of 298 amino acids. The transcript has 2 exons. NCBI's taxonomy places the organism in Eukaryota, Metazoa, Cnidaria, Anthozoa, Malacalcyonacea, Nephtheidae.
CGGCAGUAACAAUACAAUUCAAAGGUAUUUGAUGAUUUUUAUCCUAUUUGAUACAAAAAAGUGCAAGCACAAAAACGUCGCUACUACUUGGGAACAUGUUAACAACGGAAAAAGUGAUCAAAUUCCUUGAAGAUUCUUGGCAAAUGAAAGAUGUUGCAGAAGAGCUCCUGAAUGACCGUGAAAAAUUUCUGAACAAGCUGAUGGUUACCAUUCAAGAGAGGGUGCCAUUUCAAACUUUAUUCAUACGUAAUCUUGCAUUCAUGCUUCCAGAAAAACAAGCAAGCAAGUGGCCUACAUUGGAUGAGAUUGAUCAUGCCUGUAUGUCAGGAAAUGGAGGCAACUGCACAGUUAUCAACUUGUUUAUUUCACGUCUUCUUCAAGCACUUGGACUUUCUAUCUCUGUUAGUCUAGCAGUUGUAACAAGUAAUGUCUUUAAUUCACAUUUAGUUGUGAUUGUUAAAGAUUUGAUCAAUGUGGGCGAUCGUCACCUCAUUGAUGGUGGUUUGGGCUUGCCCUCGUUUCAAGCAAUCCCAUUAAAUUUUAACAAGGAGUCACCUGUUUACCAGAAUUCAUUCCUUGAAUACAAGUUUAUCAAACAUGAUGGUAAAAUUCUUCGCAUGCAUGGUAAAGGAGAUCUGAUGGUCCGUAAUGAUCCACCAAAAGAGCUUGAUUUCAUUCAAGGAAAAUGGAGAAGAUUCUAUGAAUUUAAUAUUGAGAAUAUGAUGGAAUGGCAAAGUUUUGCAGAAAUGAUUCCAACACUUCUAUCUCGUUUCCUUCGCAAGUUUGACCCACGUGCAGCCAGAUUUCCUGGCGGCAAAGCUAUUUUGCUGUAUGCUGAUAUAUUGUAUGUUGAAAAAGAAGACAAGACACUGAAAACAAUCUUUUUAAAAUCAAAAGAAGAGAUAUUUCAGGCAUUUGAGGAUUAUUUCCCCAGCAUUGACAAAGAACUAAUUAAGCAAGCUUAUUCAAAAUGGCACAAGUCAAAAUUAUGAAUAGACAUUUGAUUAAGUACUUUAGAGUUUAGACAAUAAUCAUAAAAUUAUUCUAAGCUACCAUAAACUUUUCAUUGACUGACAUUACCCAAACAUGGAGAGUAUAACCAUACAGAAAUUACAAAAAUUAACAUGUGGG